Molecule: messenger RNA, 5695 nt
Organism: Eublepharis macularius
Lineage: Eukaryota; Metazoa; Chordata; Lepidosauria; Squamata; Eublepharidae
Gene: RAI14
Product: retinoic acid induced 14
Exons: 18
Coding region: 297-3266 (989 amino acids)
Molecular function (GO): actin binding
Source: RefSeq, a predicted model, not a curated record
CCGAGUCCUUUCCCCGAGGCGGGGCAGCCCCGGCUGGUUCACGUGGGCUCGCCAGUGAUGUCAGCCGCGCUCCCCGCCCUCGGCCGCGCGUUAAGGGCGCCGCUCUGGUGAACGGGCUGGUGCGGAGGAGCGAGAGCCCGGCGGCAACUUGGCGUCCUGCGCUGGGCAGCGCCAGUCCCGCUCGCCACCUCCUCGCGGCUCCCCGCUUCCAGCCAGCGCCGCGGCAGCAACGAGGCAGCGGAGCCUCCAUGGGGUGUUGAAGACGUAUACAUUUUGGAAGUCUGAAUGGAAUAAACAUGAAGAGCUUGAAAGCAAAGUUCAGAAAAAGUGAUGCCAAUGAAUGGAAUAAGAAUGACGACCGCCUCUUGCAAGCUGUGGAGAACGGCGAUGUGGAGAAAGUGGCAUCCUUGCUGGGCAAAAAGGGAGCCAGCGCCACCAAACUUGACAGUGAGGGCAAGACAGCUUUCCACUUGGCUGCCACGAAAGGGCAUGGAGAAUGCCUUCGGAUUAUGAUGACUCAUGGUGUGGAUCUAACAGCACAGGAUGGAGCAGGGCACAGCGCUUUACACCUUGCAACCAAGAACAGUCAUUCUGACUGCGUCAAGAGACUCCUUCAGGGUAAAUGUCCACCGGACAGCACAGAUAGUUCUGGGAAAACAGCUUUACACUAUGCAGCUGCAUGUGGCUGCCUUCAAAUUGCUCAACUCUUAUGUGAACACAAGUGUCCAAUUAAUGUCAAAGAUGUGGAUGGGGAUAUACCUUUGCUAUUUGCAGUACAAAAUGGUCAUGUUGAAGUAUGCAAAUACCUUCUGGAACAUGGAGCGGACAUCAAUUCCAGAGACAAAAAUGGAAGAACUAGUCUGAUGCUGGCAUGCGAAGGCGGCAACCUCAGCCUUGUGGAAAUCCUGGUCAGAAAAGGGGCAGACGUGAACUUAGUGGAUGCACUUGGACACAAUGCUCUCCAUUACGCCAAAGUCUCUGAAAAAACAGGAAUCCGGAGCCUGCUUCAGUCAAAGAUUGUACAAGAUGCUGAUGCCAAGUCACCAACAAAGCCAAAGCAGCUCGAUCAAGCCUCUAGAUUAAGUUCAGAAAGAAGCGGAACUCCAAAAAAACGCAAAGCCCCACCACCGCCUCCCGUCAGCCCGAUCCAGCUCAAUGACCUGUCUUCUCCGCAUUCUGCAACUUCCACCCCAGUACCCGGGAAAGGCCAGCCGUUUUUUGCUGAACAGAGGUCCAAGCAAGAAGAGAACAGUACGAUUCAUGGGGAUAGCAAGAAUGGCACUAGUGUUACCACUACAGGUGCUGAUAGUUUAUUGGACAUGAGUUUGGAUGCAGACCAGCAAGAACUGCUCUUACAGCUACAAGCAAAAAUCGCUUCUCUGACUUUGCAUAAUAAGGAGUUGCAAGAAAAGUUGCAGGUGAAAGCAGUCAGAGUAGGAGAUAUGGAUACCACGCUGGAUUCUUUUCAUUCCACCCAAACAGACUUUGAUCAUUCAACAGACCGGCUAAGUGAGAGUUCAUCGGUAGCUCAGGAGAUAAGUUGCUCUUCCCCGAGUGGAGGGCAGGAGCAAGCAAGCAACAAUGAAGUAAAAAUUAAACAGCUAGAAGAUGACUUAAAAGAAGUGCAGAAGAAACUGGACAGCUCAGAAGCAAAAAGGCGGCACUUAGAGAAACAGCUUCAUUCUGGAGAACCGGAAGGAAGCCACAUAUUAAACAGUUCAGAGAUCUCUGAGAAUGGUUCAGACCUCAAUCAGAAACUGAAAGAGACCCAAAGCAAGUACGAAGAGGCUAUGAAGGAGGUUCUGAACGUUCAGAGGCAAAUGAAACUGGGGCUGGUUGCUUCGGAAAGCAAAGAGGCUGAUCUGCAGGAGCUCAGAGCGACAUGUGAGGAGGUGGAACUCCUGAAGGAAGAGUUGAGGAAGACUCUAGAAGAUGGUGAGAGACUUAGGUCAAGAGUGAGGGAGCUGGAAGCAAAGCUGGAAGAGAGUGAGAACAGCAUGGCUGGCUCCAUGUCAGCGGAACAGUGCGAGGAGAUGAAAAACUCCUACUGCUUGGUUAUUGAGAAUAUCAACCAAGAGAAAGCAUUGCUAAUUGAAAGAUACAGGGAGGGGCAGGAGGAAAUCAAAAGGCUCCAAGACAAGCUGAAAAGUCAGAUGGAAUCAGGAUGCCAUGAGGAAGUUGAGGAGAUGAGAGAAGCAAAGAAUAGCUUGAUCAACGAACUCAAGAGUCAAGUUGACGAGCUUUCUCUGCUGUACAAAGAAGCCCAGGCAGAACUUGAAGACUUCAGAAAGAGGAGCGUUCCAGAGGAUGCUAACUCGGGAUCCAUACCUUUGGAGGAACAUGAAAAAAUGAUGGAGGCCACAGUCUUGCAGAGAGAGCAAGCAGAGGGUGCGUUGUUGGAAAUGAAGGCUCAGUAUGCCAAGGCAUUAAGCGAAGCAACUCAACUCCAAAAUCUGGUUGAGGCCCAGAAGAAGAACUCGGUCUCCAUCACUGAACAUCUCCAGGUGGUCACUGCUCUCAGGACCUCAGUGAAGGAAAUGGGAGAAGAAAUAAGCAGACUCAGAGAACUGCUGCUUCAAAAGGAGGGCGAGGUGCAGCGUCUGCAGAGAGAGCUGUUAGAAGAAGAGGCGGCAGUUUGCGAAGCCAUGGUGCCCAGAGUCCUGUAUGAAGAGCUACGGACUUCGACGGAAGGUGAAGUCAACAACUUAUCAUCUAAACUGAAGGACUUGACCAACGAGAGAGAGAACUUGUCUGCGGAUCUCUCCCAGUUAAGGAAAGAAAUUGCGCAAGUGAAGGGGGAGAAAGAGAGCCUCCGCGCUCUCCUUGAAACUAAGGAACAAGAAAUCAAAGGACUGCUGAAUCAGUACCAUCAAGCCCAAGAAGACCUACUUGAAAUGAAAAGGGCUUCAGAGACUUCUUCCAAAAUAGAAGAGGAUAAAGAUAAAAAGAUAAAUGAUAUGUCUAAGGAAGUUUCUAAAUUAAAGGAAGCGUUGAACAGCCUCUCCCAGCUUUCCUAUUCGACUGGUACUCCCAAAAGGCAAAGCCAGCAGCUGGAACUGCUGCAACAGCAAGUCAGGCAGCUGCAAAACCAGCUCACUGAAACAAAGAAGCAACACCAGGAGAUUGUAUCUGUUUACAGGACACAUCUGCUCUAUGCUGUGCAGGGCCAAAUGGAUGAAGAUGUCCAGAAAGUGCUUAAGCAGAUAUUAACGAUGUGCAAAACUCAGUCACAGAAGAAAAGCGAAACGGUUUUUGUGGAUCCCUGAUGUUGCCUGCUGUCUUGUUUGGAGACUUGCCUUAAAAUGAGAUUUCAGUGGCAACCCCCUUGCAGCGAAUUAUCAUCCGUUUCUGCCGCUCUUCUUACUUCCAUUUGUAUGUCCUAUGAGCUAAGUCAUCAUCGUAUCUGCCCUUGCUCCCGUAAAGUUUCCAGAAUUCCAUUUUUGGGUGUGUUUCUCCAGAAAUUGCCAUGACUUUUAAAUCAGGGGGUCAGAGUCUGACCAACAGUAUUAGGAAGUGUCUUGAUACUUCCUGUGGUUCUAAUGCAUUAGUGCAAACGAUGGAAGUCCCAGUAUGCUGUGUUGCAUCUCUGGUUGCACAGAAGAAAUUGCACCAUUGGGGGGUGGAGGCAGAGAAUGAUAAUUCAGUUCUUGCUUAUUAAAUGAGGGAGAAGCCACCUUCUCUGUACAUUUAUGACCCUUGGAUGUUGGGUGUAAUAGUAGAUGCAACUUCUGAUUCUAAUUUACCAGUCAAACCUUUUGGCCUUGUUAAUUGAAAGGAGAAAAAAGCCAAGUUUCUUAAGUGACCAGUCGGCUAAAGCCAGCCACAGUGUGUCUUUAUCUUUACGUGGACCAUUGAUACAUACCAAGUAGGUAAUAUAAAGUGUAGGCAUGUACUAAAUCCAGGUAAAUGAACUGCUAACUCAGCUAAAACCUCAGUUUCUAUAUCCAGUAGUAGGUCAAGCUAACUAUGCAAAUCCUUGCAAGUGCUGUUGGCUGCGGAGCUCAGGAGAAGAAAAACGAACGUUCUGAAUAACCACCAAGAGAUCUGAACAAACUCAUGAUGUUUACAGUGAGCGCUGUUGUCUCACGGAUCCUAACCUCACUUUUGUAAAAGAUCUUCUCUUCAAUAUAUUUUUACUGGCCCUCAGAUUUAGAAAUGUUUUUGUAACUAAAGCCAUUUGCUGUGUAGCUUCCCUCCCCUUCCUUUGCAGUAGACUUUAUUAUCAAACACUUCCGACUUGUUGCCUUUUUGCCGUCUUUCUCGCUUAUCCCAGCGUACCAGCAGUUGUGCAAGACAUUCUUUCCUGGCCCCUGUCUAGAAAAGGCUGUAGUAAAAUAUUCACUGCCAGUAUGUCCCAUAUUAAAGAAGGAUGAGGAACGGCUUACUACGCUCUUUUUUUUAAAAAAGCCAAACGUUAUAACAGCUUGAAGCACAGGCCAGCCUCGAUUGUCUGUGUUUCAUCUCAAACGGCUGUUUGCCACAUUAUUUAUGUAAUACAGGAGUGCUCCUGGAAACAGUUUCUGUAAGUCACCUAGUCCAAAAAGCAAACGCUUUUGUGUGAUAUGUAUGUGCACGGCCCCUGGUAAAGACAAGCGUUACUAGCACAUUUUAUUACAAAUAGUAAUGUUUUAAUCCUAUCUCACCUGCUAUUCUUUAUUGCAGAUUUAGACUAUAAACCAAUUUUGAAACUUGUUUAACCACUAUGGCCCUUCCCAAAGUACUGUGGGAAUUGUAGAUUUUAGAGGACACCAUGAAUACUUAGUCAGAAAAACCUCUAAUAAAAUUCCUAGGAGCCAAUGAAAGGGGUUGGGGGGGGGGAGGGUUCAAAACUGGAUUACAUUUCAUACGUAGACACGCUUGCAGGAGCACUUCGUACUGUAAAAAUUUAAUGUAGAGAAUCGGAGACCCUCAUCUAUAGUCUUUAAGUAGAACUGAAAUUCAGGAGAGGUGCAGUAUACAAGCUCUCUAUCAGAGCACCAUAGGAGAGAAUGCCUGAACCAUGCACUCAUGCACAGGUAUGUGCUAAAGGGAAUGACUAUUGUGAUUGGCAUAUCUCUUCACAUAGAGUGCUGGCUCUAGCACUGGCUUCUACUGGCGGAGCUGUGGCUACUGCAGAAGUUACCAGUGCGCUGGCUCUAGCACUGGCUUCUACUGGCGGAGCUGUGGCUACUGCAGAAGUUACCAGCAUUCUAUAAGUGAAGUAUCGCGGCAUGGAACUGUGUGGAGUCUCCAGUGCCGCCGGAUCACGAGAUUGCUGUGCACUGCCCACUUUUUAAAUUUUUUUAACAGUGGCCGUGCCUAAAUGAGUUUCAUAGGAUUUCUUAGGCCUUGAGUUUUCUCUCCUUGGUUUUAACCAAUUCCUAUUAAUUUUGGACAGUAUUUUGUAGUUAGGCACCCUUUUUCUGAAAACAAAAAAUGCUCCAAAGAAAUGUGAACACUUUGCUGCAGCACUUACGAAAACAAAGACACAAUUAACACAUCUAAAAGUAUUGCCAAUAAAAUGCUGCCAAGUAUAAAACUUGAGGAACCAUUUUGUAGGUUGCCUGACAAAAACCUUAGCUUUUUAUCUUGUUUUGUUUACGUGUAUUUAUUACAGUUAUCAUUGUGAGACGUUGGAAAUUGUACACUAUAGCUUAGUGACUGUCCUUUAUAUGUAAUUUUACAAAAGUUUCCUUAUUCAACAAAUAAAUGGUCU